This is a messenger RNA of Xyrichtys novacula (pearly razorfish), 3677 nucleotides long. Lineage: Eukaryota; Metazoa; Chordata; Actinopteri; Labriformes; Labridae. The record is from the annotation of a GenBank genome assembly.
GCCAUGUUUAUCACAAUUUUACAGAGAGAAUUUUGAUGUUUAAAUUUUCCUUUUUAGUCAAAUUGUACAAAACUCUUAUUAUGAAAACUACAAACCAACUUACUCUAAAGAUGCUGAACCCUGCAAAUGUUCGACAUUGUAGCUUCAAAAAUCUGCAAAACAACAAAAAGAUCAAUUGGCUAGAUUUGAUUUUCUGUCUGGAUCAAAAUUAACUUUCCUUCAGCUCAUAAUAGUUCUAGUGGUAUAUGCAUCGCUGUCUCUGAAAUGGUGAAACUGAUAUUUUAUUGUUAUUAAUUCAUUAAUAGUAUUAAUAUUAUUGGUCAAUAAACUUAAAUUAAAAGUCUUCACUACUGUAAUAUAUGAAGUUUGGUUGUCUAGCUAUGUCAGGCUCAUACAUUUAAAGGGGACAGACAGCCAUGUUCUUCCCUUCUUACUUGUGUCAGGGUUGUGGUUGUUUUGUGUCUGUAUGCCGACAUCAUCCUGUGGAUGCAUAUGCUAAUAGGUGCUCUCUCCUGCUCUUCCUGUGAAGGCAGCGCCCUCAAAUGUUACUCUUGUGUGGGGAUGAAUGAGGAGGACUGCAACCGACAAGGUUCCUCCACCUGCCCUCAUCAAGCUGACGCCUGCUCCAUCAUCACAGGAGCCAGUGAGUACUCACAAUACUACACACAGAAAAAACCUGUAACCCAGGUACCACACUGACACAGGCUACCAGGGGGCAGCAUUAUACUUACAAAUAUUUACAUAUGGUUGUAUUUAAAGAAGGGCUACAGGUGUUUGUGCUAUUUAUAUCAACCAAAGAAGAGUUUAGAAAUGUGGGUUUAAACUUUUUUCUGCAAGAAUUUAUGAUUUUUUUUUUUUUUUUGAGUCUACUACAAUCAAAAGAGGAAAUCUCCUUUAUAUUGUUUGUUUGGAGUAAGUACUGCUAGGCAGCAGUGGUAAAAAAAGAACUUGCACAAACCACGAGCAAAACCAGAUUAAUCAGUGAACAGCUAUGUAUUGCUAUUGGAUGGGCUAUGGGGGGAGGAUGGAGGAAGAAUGGGAUAAAAACAAUGAUGGACGUGGAUAUUGACGACAAAUUAUUGAGGACACACUCAUCAAUAUGAACAAAGUGUAACUCCAAAGUUGUCAGGUUUCUUUUUCUUAUUUACAAUUUAACAAAAAUAAUGAGUCAAAAAGUCACAUAAGAAUAUUAGAAACAUUUUUCUUGAUAAUCACUUAUUUCCCCUGUUUGACUUUUAUCACGAAAAGACUUCAAAUGUGAGAAAGUAGGAUGUCAGAAAAAAAAAAACUUCAUGCAUUUCCUGUUGUGUCCAUCAAGUUUCUAAUAAACCUGAUCCUUUUUGAAUGUUAAGUUUAGAAGUGUUACAUAAUUUCUAUUUUCUCUGAAACUGCAAGUCUAACAAAUAGUUUGCCAAGAUCCCGCAGUGUUCUGCUGACGCCAUCAUCUUAAUUGGAUUUGGCUUCACUUGACGCACAGAGGCAAGAAUAUCUCUUAACUCUUAAACAAAUUUUCCAGUUCCUUCUCUGUCUCUUGAUAUCCUUGAAUCUGUCCAUACAUCUCUGCUGGUUUCUGAGAUCCAAGUGAAAGAUGAAACAGGGAUGCCCCUUAAAAGAAGGAAGGACUUUGACAAAAAUGCAGCAACAGCAUUAAGAUAAUUACAGAGAGGGAUUCUAAUGUAAGACGCAAAGUUUGAGACAGUCUGGACGCUGAAUGUUUGAGUUAUGGUAACUUCCUGUUAUACAAACUUUGGCAGCCACACCCAUUGAAUUUGGGCACAAGCGAAAGGAUAUUUCUUAUCAAAAUACAUUCUGGAUGUCCCAAAAAAUUAGAGUGGAUUGGUUCACCAUUUUGAAAAAAAUGACCCAAGUAUUAGCAGUAGAAAUGACCAAAAAACACUCAGAUGUCAAUACUGAUGUUUUAGGAAGCUCAUGCAUUGGUCAUUAGUCUGGUAGACUAAAGACAAGGUAAUUUGGAUCAUGCCGGAGGAGCAGUUAAUCUGUUAAUCUUAGAAGGACCCCUAUCUUGAAUUUACCAAAAAUUCAAGAUGGGUUUAGGAGACUUUAGGUCCAGUCAGGAUGCAUAAUCCACUCAAGCUCAUCUUUCCAUCUAAAACCAGCUCCUGUCUACCUUACUUGGUGACUCCACAAGUAUUGUAAGCCCUUCAAAAACUUGUUUCCUUUUUAAUGGUGAAUGAUGCAAAAGCAUUUGGUGUAGACUUUAAUACUUUGGCAGGGUUUAAGGAUCUACAAGAAGGAUGUUUAGAGGAAUCUGUCAAACUAGAUAGAAAUUGAUGCAGCAUAUGUGGACACAAGAACUUCCGAUAGUUUUCAUAAAAGUUUCAAAGAUAUGUUAGUUGCGGUUGUGACCCCUCAAAGGCACAGAGGAUAUUCUGCAGAUUUGUUGAUGUAGAACAGAGCUAGAAAAGUCCACAAUUAACUAUGUUCAAAGAAUACUAGGAUUAGGGUGAAAUAUUAGCACAUGUAUGGGUUCUGGCCUGAACCCUUAAAUAUGUGGUGAGGAUGGGUCAGAUUAGAGAAUGAAUAAAUACUACUUCCUGUUUCAUGAUGAAACACACAUCUUUUUGUGCUUCUCAAUGCCAAGCCCUCUGACUUCUGUGUGUCAGUGGAUGAGUUUUCAUCAUUCAGGUCCUUUCUAGCUGUGUAGCCUGUUUAAAGUGGACCACAUCAUAAUAAGCUGAAUAUGGGUAUCAAAAUUUGAGUUUUGUGAGUUUGUGAGCAUGUUUAGACCAAAGAAAUACAUCAAACUUUCAGGGAAUUACAAUUAGGUAAUCCCUUGCACUGGUUUGGUGCUUGGGUCCUAAUAAUUGCAUAAAUGAACUAGUAUUAGCUACAUAAUGCCGGUGAAAAUAAUAAGUAUGAAUCAUAGGAAUAAUUAGGGCAUUUGGAUCAAGCAGGUCGACCACAACAGACCAACACCCACACUGGGAGUCAUAAAUCCAGCCUUAUAUUAUUGUUGCUGGAUGCCCUACCUUUUGAUCUGAACUACAGUACCCUUUCUAAUUCAAAGUGUGUACAUGUGUGUGAGCACAGGAUGGAGUUGACCAGGUUUGCGGCGCUGAACCUCUUCCUCUCUCUCUCUUUCUUAGACACUGUGAUGAAAUCAUGCACCUAUAAGACUUUCUGCGACAAGGCUCAGGGUGAAAGUGCCGGUGCCAGGCUGCAAUGUUGUUACAGUGACAGCUGUAACGGACCCUCCUGGAACAACCACAACAACCCCUGGGCUCACUACUACAACAGUGCAGGGGCAGUAUCCUCCAGCACCGCCCUGCUGAUCACUACCCUGCUGCUGCGUGUGGCCCUCAGUCAUCUGUAAAAUCUGUAAAAACUGUUUUGUUUCCCCCAAUGAUUCUUUAUCUUGUUCUACUCUUUUAAAUCAUUUGCAUUGAGAUCAAUCCAAACACUGUUGUACCUUUUUGACAAAGAGAUUAUUAGUCCUAGCUAUCAGAAUGUUUGAGCUUUAAAACUAUGUUUCUGUAACUUUUGGUGCUGUAGAUGUGUCUCAAAGAUAAAGAUUUUUUGGCAGGUUUUGUCGUAAAAAUGAAUACCACCUCAUAAUUAACAGUGAUAAAUCCCUCUUGAGGUGAUUAAAAGCUGUACAGCAACUUGCAUCUGAGAGUCUUUGUGGUGAAUAAACAUGUCCGCAAUGAAUAUUACCC